Messenger RNA from Oncorhynchus gorbuscha (pink salmon), 3585 nucleotides. It is a transcript of the gene kctd5b, whose product is annotated as potassium channel tetramerization domain containing 5b. Bases 654 to 1448 code for a protein of 264 amino acids. Gene Ontology annotation, cellular component: cytoplasm; Cul3-RING ubiquitin ligase complex. Gene Ontology annotation, biological process: protein homooligomerization; proteasome-mediated ubiquitin-dependent protein catabolic process. The transcript is spliced from 8 exons. The record is from RefSeq and is a predicted model, not a curated record. NCBI's taxonomy places the organism in Eukaryota, Metazoa, Chordata, Actinopteri, Salmoniformes, Salmonidae. Gene Ontology annotation, molecular function: cullin family protein binding.
AUAGGAAUGUUAUGUAUUUCAGAGAUACGUUUGACAGUUUUCUGCCCUUUGCUCACUGCAUAUUAUGCUAUAAGUGGUGUGGUAGGCCUCUAGUAGAUGGAGGAAAAUGAGUGGUAUCGCCUGGGGUGCAUUCAGUUCGAUUAAACGUAUGCUGCGUUUCGUAACUGCUUGUACUGAACGACACGGCCCCACGUUCUUGAACCGGUUCUUUUUAUAGCUGCUCAUGUCUUGAACAAACUUGGUGUCAAACUCAUUCCACAAAGGCCUGACUGUCUGCAAGUUUUCGCUCCACCUUUGUACUUGAUUGAAUUAAGGUCACAAAUUAGUAAGGAAAUAGCCUCACCUGGUCGUAUUGGUUGAAAAUAAUAAACGCUUCGGCUCGCCGUGGUGAGUUUGAUACUCCGGGACUAUGAGGUGCGUUUGCGCCAUUUGGAUGUUGUGUCUGGAAGCAAUGAGUGACUUAUUUAACGGGCAGCGGUGUAUUUUCAAUCCACAACCCAUCCCCUCUUUUUUUAAACUGGUCGUUCAGAACAGCACCUUUUACGUUUUUUUCGUACUGAACGCAGCCCAGUGAAUGGCGUGGAGCCUACUGGAGAGGAAAAGCUUCCUGUCAACAGCCUCACCCAGUCAUACCGGAGGGCGUAGAAGAGGGGAUGGCAGAAAACAGCUCCGAUACUUGUGGUUCCGUUUAUCGGAGGUGUUUGACUCAUUCUACCGGGGAAAAAACCCACUCAACCAGUAACGGGGCAUCCAAAUGGGUUCGAUUGAACGUGGGGGGAACGUAUUUCUUAACAACACGACAGACGCUGUGCCGAGAUCCGAAAUCAUUUCUGUACCGACUGAGCCAGGCUGACCCCGACCUCGACUCUGAUAAGGAUGACACUGGUGCCUAUCUCAUAGACCGAGACCCCACAUACUUUGGGCCGGUACUGAAUUACUUGAGGCAUGGCAAGCUGGUGCUCAACAGGGAGCUGGCAGAGGAAGGUGUCCUGGAGGAAGCCGAAUUCUACAAUAUCACAUCAUUAAUAAAACUCCUCAAGGACAAGAUCAGGGAACGAGACUGCAAAACAUCACAGGCUCCAGUGAAACAUGUGUACCGGGUGCUGCAGUGCCAGGAGGAGGAGCUCACCCAGAUGGUGUCCACCAUGUCUGACGGCUGGAAGUUUGAGCAGCUUGUCAGUAUAGGUUACGGGCGGGCCCAGCAGUCAGAGUUUCUGCUGAUUGUGUCAAGGGAGGUGAAGGGGGAGGAGUCUACUUUCCCAAGCCACAGCGGAGAGCUGGUCAGCAUUGGAUCCUCUUAUAACUACGGAAACGAGGACCAAUCUGAGUUCCUGUGUGUCGUCUCCAAGGAGCUGCACAACCAAUCAUAUGGCCCAAACAGUGAGCCCAGUGAGAAAGCCAAGAGCGAGGACGAAGAGACGGAUUAUGAAAUGAAUGACUCUGAUUAGGGUUGAGCACUUAUGACUCAACGAUUCUUCAGGAGAGGGGAUCCAGGAUGUGAAUGAUCAGUAUUACUAGCACCAGGUAUAGAGUACAAUCGUGUGAGUCAUAAUGCCCAUAAAACCUAACAGUCAAACAGGGAAAUGGUUACAAUUGUUUUUCCACCGUUCAUUUUUCCCAUAGGGGAAAUUUUUAGAAACACUUAAAAUAAGGGCUGUGUUUUGUGUAGGCUUACCCUGGGGGUGAUGUUUUGAUAACCGUGUAAGUCUCUCUAGGACAAGAUGACUUGUUUAUCAAUAUAUUUACCCACGAAAAUAUUAAUCGACUUAACUACUAAUGUCGCUAUCAUAAAGAACAAAUACGAUGGGGAUCUGGAUGAGACUGCUGAAUCGAGGCAAAGGUAAGUCUCUGGAUGAACUAUCUAAUGAUGGCUAAAUGUAGUAAUAAAUUGGCAAAAUGACUUAAACUUCACUAUUGUGUGAACUGUCUUGUGCAAGUUUUUGAAAUUGACACAAUACCUGUUUAGCAAAGGUUUUCAGCUAGAGAUGCUGUGCAGGAGCUUGUAGGGAUUUGUAGUCUUGCAUGUCGUCUACUCUGAUUGCUAGUUAGCAUUUUUGAAAUAUGAGAGGAAAUAGAACCGACUACAUUGAUAAGUCACCUUGUCCGAGAGGGAUUUACAUGGUCAUCAGAACAUCACAUCAAGCCUAAACAAAACACGGCCCUUUAUUUUAAGUGUUUCUAAAAUCACCUAUGGGGGAAAAUGGUGUGAUUGGUGUGAAAGCGAUUUGAAACCAUUUCCCUGUUUAACGGGUAUUAUGACACCUCCACUGUGGGGCUCUAUAACGAUGCAAACAUAUCCUUGACAAGGAAGAACCUGUCACACAACGGAGAAGACAGUUAAGAGGGACGUACGUUUGUUUGUUUUUUCCUCCCAUUUGAUUUUAUAAUGUAAAUAUGAGUCUUUGUGCCUGUACAGUUACACUGGACCAUUUUUGAAUUAGUGGCGAAUUUCUUCUAACUAAAAGUGAUGAAUUAUAAUGUUUUAUGCUAUAAAACAUGGCCAUGGUCAUACACGGCCAAUGAUUCACUCAGGGGCUACUUUUGAGUUUUCGUUACCUUCUCACGCCAGGAUCUGAAGGGUUUAUGAUGAGCAAUCUAUUAUCAAGCAUAAACUGCUAAAAACCUGUACUGUCAGUAGUAGUAGUAGAAGGUAAUUACGCAUACUUAUUGAGAAAUUUGUCGCAAAAGAGACCGGGAUUCUUAAUUUUGUUUUCAAACGAGUUUAAUGCUUCCUUUUCUGGUGUGUCCUCUGUAUUUUAGAUGGGACUUUCUGUUUAAAGCAUUUAUUUGUGGGUUUAAGAUAUUUUUGAGAAGGUUGGGGUUUGCUAAUGUUUUGGAAGGUAACGGUGAAGGAAUAUAUGUUAAUAUCCUUAGGUUUGUUGAUGUGCAUAAUCUAAAAAGUGAAUUUAAUAUUUAACUGUUAAACUGCACGUUUUGUACACUGUAUAGUUAAACACAACUUAAAAUGUAAGUUGUUGUACUGGAUCAUAGCUAGAAAGUCUUGACAAUUUAAAUUGAUAACUUGAGUUUUGCAAUGUUUGUACAUAGGUCUCUGCAUAUUAAGACUUGUAAAUCGAGGUUCAAAUGGUUGAUGCGCUGUUUUACUUAGAAAACACCUGAAAUCUCUUGAUAUCCAAUAAUACGGGCAAUAUACCUGGGCUCAGACAUUGACUGUUAUGUUGUAAAAAGAUGUAUUUGGUCUUGAAAGGCUACACAUUAUUUGAGACAUUUUGUAUUGUGUAGACCACAGCAUUCCAAGCUCUAGUUGGAGGAUGUGUACAUUGCUUUCCUUACACUGCAACACCGUUUUAAGGGUAAAACCUGCAUUUCAGGAGACUUUUUAUACCAAAAAAUGGUUUCUGACCGGAGAUGCGGUACUGCUCAACUUUUGAUAGUGUUUCCUUUUCCCAGUGGUGACCAAAUCCAAUGUCUUAUGUGCCGCUUAUACAUGAACUCUGGAACUCUGGUUGCAGGCACACGCACCCUGUAUGUGCAGCAGGAAACACAUAUUGACCCACAACUAAUUUCACACACACUCUUUCCAUGUAACAAACUGUUUUAUAUCAUUAAAGGUGAUUGGAUGGA